GCAGGCUAGAAAUUUGGCGAACAGCCAUCAAAAUACUGGGCCCGAAUCGCGGUAGUCGUGAACGAGCGACCAUUCGAGUCGAGCAAAAUUUCGUGACGUGUAGAAUGACCGGAUCGCCGCAGUCGAAACCUAACGAAUCGAAAUUAUUUAGUUCCAAACUUGCCUUCCACUUGUGGAUGACGAAAAAGAAAUGUCAACACAAAGCAAAAGAAUCAAAACGAAAUUACAUUUAUCUGUGAUGCGUUAUAUUUAAAGAAAACUUUACUAAAAAAUUAUAUUUGCAUCAAUAAGGAUGGAUCCCGUAGUAUUUUUUUAUUUAACUUCUUCGGAGUCAGAAGAUGAAAGCAACUGCGCAGCCGCAAGGAGACAGAUGCGUGAAAGAAGCAAUCCUAUGGCUUUGUCGG
Rhagoletis pomonella (apple maggot) is the source of this 404-nucleotide messenger RNA. RefSeq lists its product as uncharacterized. The record is from RefSeq and is a predicted model, not a curated record. Lineage: Eukaryota; Metazoa; Arthropoda; Insecta; Diptera; Tephritidae.